Messenger RNA from Peromyscus eremicus (cactus mouse), 2110 nucleotides. RefSeq names its product secernin 3 (gene Scrn3). Lineage: Eukaryota; Metazoa; Chordata; Mammalia; Rodentia; Cricetidae. The coding region runs from base 769 to 2031 and encodes 420 amino acids. Gene Ontology annotation, biological process: proteolysis. The record is from RefSeq and is a predicted model, not a curated record. The transcript is spliced from 8 exons. Gene Ontology annotation, molecular function: dipeptidase activity; cysteine-type exopeptidase activity.
GCGCGAGCGUGGCUGUCGGCGGGGUCGCGGGCCGCCGUGGCCGCCGAGGGCUCUGCUGCGGCAGCCAGCUUCGCCCCGAGCGCAGGCUUCGGGAGCGGGCGAGGUCUGGAAGUUCGAGCCCAGCACUUCCUGGCAACGCCGACUCCAGUGGCAAAAACUUUUUUUUUUUUUUUUUUCCAGCGCAGUUCCCAUGUAGUUUAUGGAGACAGGAAGCCUCGUGCCGACUGUAGGACGUUUGUGAGACUCAAAAGAUCAGUGUUGCCUAAAGCACCGGAAUAGACUGUUAGCGCCUCAAGAACCGGGGCUCUUCACUUCCAGUUGUUAUUAUUAAUUAUGGGGUUUUUUUUUUUGUUUGUUUUUUUGAGACAGAGUCUCACUAUCGAGCAUUCAUUGGCUGUCCUUGAACUAAGUAGAUCAGGCUGGCCUCGAACUCAUAGAUCCUCCCUGCCUCUGCCUCCCGAGAGCUGGGUGGGAAUUAAAGCGUGAGCCACUAGACCCGCUUCCUUCGGUUAUUUCCAGCUAUGCAGAAAGAUGUUCAACAAGCGCCGUGAAUGAUAAAAACACGUUAGGGCCAAGGGCUUUCCUCCCUGGGUGCUGUUAUCUUAGUUGCUGCCGCUAUGCCGGUUACUGUGCCUCUCAACUGCGGCUUGAUGGCCCUACGGUUUGGUAUGGGUAUGGCCGUUAAUCCACUGACCUCUAGCAAGGAUAAGAAUAAGCCAGCUUAAAACAGGUGACAGUUUUCGUGUGAGGAUCGAGUGUGUUCCAGAAAUGGAACCCUAUUCCUGUGACACUUUUGUGGCAUUACCUCCAGCUACAGUUGGUAACAGGGUAAUUUUUGGAAAAAAUUCAGACAGACUCUUCGAUGAAGUACAAGAAGUCAUUUACUGUCCAGCGGCAGUUUAUAAUGAUUUGGGAAAACGUCUUAAGUGUACUUACAUAGAAAUUGAUCAAGUUCCUGAAACUUAUGCUGUUGUCCUUAGUCGCCCAGCUUGGUUGUGGGGGGCAGAAAUGGGAGCCAACGAGCAUGGAGUCUGCAUUGGCAAUGAAGCUGUGUGGGGAAGAGAAAAUGUUUCUAAGGAGGAAGCACUUUUGGGCAUGGACCUUGUCAGACUUGGCCUUGAAAGAGCUGAUACAGCUGAAAAAGCUCUCGAUGUCAUUGUUGACUUAUUAGAAAAAUAUGGCCAAGGUGGAAAUUGUGCAGAGGGUGAAGAAUUUAGCUAUUAUAACAGUUUCCUGAUAGCUGAUAGGAAUGAAGCCUGGAUUCUGGAGACUUCAGGGAAGUACUGGGCAGCAGAAAAAGUCCAAGAAACAGGAGUUCGUAAUAUUUCCAAUCAGUUCUCCAUAACAACUAAGAUUGACCGGGAGCAUCCUGACAUGAGAAACUAUGCUAAGCAGAAAGGCUGGUGGGAUGGCAGGGAAGACUUUGACUUUACCGCAGCAUAUUCUUACAUUAACACAGCUUCAAUGAUGACUUCAUCAAGCAGAUACUGUCAGGGAUACAAGCUUCUGAAUAAGCAUAAAGGAAACAUAACUUUUGAAACAAUGACGGAAAUUCUUCGAGAUAAACCAAGUGGCAUCAAUAUGAAGGGGGAAUUCCUAACCACCGCAAGUAUGGUUUCUGUUUUACCUCAAGAUUCCAGCCUUCCUUGCAUUCACUUCUUUACAGGGACUCCACAUCCUGAGAGGUCUGUUUUUAAGCCUUUCAUAUUUGUACCACAUAUUUCACAACUGUUGGAUACGAAAUCCCCAACAUUUGAACUUGAAAGGCUCAUGGCAAAGAAGCCAUAUAUCAAGCCUGACAGAAGACACCUACUCUACCAAAAACAUCAACAAGCCUUGGAGGUGAUCAGUAACAAUAAGGAAAAAAGCAAGACGAUGUUGGACCACAUGAGGAAGCUGGAAAAAGAAGUGUUUGAAGAGAUGGAAUCAAUCCUCCAAAACAAACAUCUUGACGUGGAUAAAACUGUUAAUCUCUUUCCUCAAUGUGUGAAAGAUGAAAUUAAAAUUUAUCAGUCAAAUAUUAGUUCUUAAUGAUAUAUAAGUGGUCAAAAAUCUUCCUCACUGCCCAGAUAAAUGAUACAAAGCUACUUUAAGGAGAUCUGAUUAUUCC